AUGGUACGAGCCAACCAAGUUAAAUUGGUGAUGGAAAUCAUCGACAACAUGUUGCACGACACAUCCAAACCAUGGACGGAUUUGUUCGGACGUGUGGAAACGCGGACCGGCGUACCCAGGCUGAAACUACUGAUAGGAUUUCUGCUGACCACUUCGGUCAUCCUCCUCGUGUUUGGGACUAACUACGCUUUGGUGUUGAGCAACGCGAUCGGAUUGAUUUACCCCGCAAAGGCGACGGUGUCACUAAUGAUUUGGCCUCCGAAGUGGCAGAAUUACACUCCCGCCGCCGCCGCUGCCGAAGCACAAAACAAAAAGUUCACGUACUGGCUUACGUUCUGCGCGGUCUUGAUCGUAGAGCAGUUCUGCGGAUUCGUCUUAUUUCUAUUUCCGUGGUACUUACUGUUGAGAACAUUUUUUUUGAUAUGGUGUUCCACACCAAUCCGACACAACGGUGUGGCUUUCAUAAACGCCAAGGUCAUAUAUAAAAUCUUCGAGCCAACACGUAGGCCUCACGUCAAUAUUAACUGUUCCGAUAUUCAAAACUUGACGCAGGCCCGCCAGUUAUUUCGGCGAUCGUGUCUGCCACCUCAGCGAUCACCUCAGAUGACAUCUUGGAGGUCGGCACUUCGGAAAUGA
Molecule: messenger RNA, 636 nt
Organism: Macrosiphum euphorbiae (potato aphid)
Lineage: Eukaryota; Metazoa; Arthropoda; Insecta; Hemiptera; Aphididae
Source: the annotation of a GenBank genome assembly